Molecule: messenger RNA, 2157 nt
Organism: Ogataea philodendri
Lineage: Eukaryota; Fungi; Ascomycota; Pichiomycetes; Pichiales; Pichiaceae
Exons: 1
Coding region: 1-2157 (718 amino acids)
Molecular function (GO): ATP binding; ATP hydrolysis activity
Source: RefSeq, a predicted model, not a curated record
AUGUUCUCAAGAAGGAAAAAGGAGCCGAGUCCGCCGUUGCCCAAGUUACUGGAGAUUUACAACGAGAUUGCCAACACGUCUCUUACCAAUCUAAGUUUAGAGCAAAAUAAUAGGUCAAAUGAAGCACUCAACGGUUGGAGAACGCUUCAUCAGGUUGCACUCCAAAAGGUUGAUGGCCUAGAAAGAAGUAUCGUGGGCCAAGAACUGACCGACGAAGAGUCCUACAUUCUGGAUGAAAUUCGUAUUUUACAAGCUCAAGCCGACGAUCACCUGGAACGACUGGAACAAAAAUUAGAAUCGGCCCAAACUAUUCAACCAUCAAAGAUUUAUUCUAAUCCACAACUUUCCUCAAGUGGUUCGACCCUUAGAGGUACCGCUCCUGUCACUCGUUCUGAAUCCGUCCCUACAUCGGUUCCAACACUUAGAUCGUCCAAUCCAGUCACGAUGAAUAGCAAAAGAACCGCAAGCAAGCCGCUAAUCAAGUCUUUGCGCCCGAACAACAAUGUGUCCAACAACAGUUCGAGCGCUAGUCUCGGCAACAGUGCAUCAUCAUCCUCUCAAGUGAGUGCCAAACAGGCCGCCAACUUAAUAUGGGCCCCAUCCACAAGCUUGUCCAACGCCAAAUCUUAUUCUUCACACUCGCAAGAUGAUCUUUUCCAGGACUUUGAUAGCGCCACAGAUAACGAAGAUUUCUAUCACAAAGAGACACUCAGACAACUACAACAGAAUGCGUUGGCAUCCAAGGUCAUUCGCUGCAAGAACGACGAAGAUUUGAUCGACUUAAAUGAAAAUUUGGCGCAAUUGGAAAUGACCCCAAAACAACCACCACAGCAAAGACAGCCAGCCCCGAAACCUCACGCAAGAUCAUCAGCUGAGCGUGCGAAAGCAGCAUUGAAAAUAUCCUCUCAAGUCAAGCUUUCGCAAAAACUUGCUCCAGCUUCUUCUCGCCAACCAAACAGAACCAAGUCGCCCGUCAGAAAUACAAGAUCUCCUCCGCCCACUUCUGCUCCUGCUUUACAUCUACCAAAGACACAGCUUCGCAGACCUACCGCAUCCCCAGGUCCUGGAAAGGCGCCUCAGAAACCCCAGUCAUUGUCAAGGAAAACGUCUCCAGCUACCAAAGAAGGUGUCACCAAUGCACCAAAAGUAUUGGCUGAUAAUUCGACAAAGGAUACAGAGACUCUUGACAGCGACAAUUCAAUUGAAGACGACGAGGACAAGCUGAUUGCCUCCAUGCGUGGAGUCGAUCCUGUUGCUGCGAAACAGAUCUUGAACGAGAUCGUGGUCCAUGGAGAUGAAGUGCACUGGGAUGACAUUGCUGGACUAGACGCCGCAAAGAACUCUCUGAAAGAGACCGUGGUUUAUCCAUUUUUGAGGCCCGAUCUCUUCAGCGGGUUGAGAGAGCCUGCACGAGGAAUGUUGUUAUUUGGACCCCCAGGUACAGGUAAGACCAUGCUCGCUCGUGCCGUUGCAACCGAGUCGAAAUCCACCUUUUUCUCUAUUUCUGCAUCUUCCUUGACUUCCAAGUACUUGGGAGAGUCCGAGAAGCUCGUGAGAGCACUGUUCCAGUUGGCCAAGCGACUUGCUCCGUCGAUUAUUUUCGUUGACGAGAUCGACUCUCUGCUUGGAAGUAGAAAUGAGGGAGAGAACGAGUCGUCCAGAAGAAUCAAGAAUGAGUUCUUGGUUCAAUGGUCUGACCUAACAAAAGCAGCUGCUGGACGAGACCAAGGUGAAGACUUACAAAGAGUUCUUGUCUUGGCAGCUACAAACCUUCCAUGGGGUAUUGACGAAGCCGCCAGAAGAAGAUUCGUCAGAAGACAGUACAUUCCUUUACCAGAAUACGAUACCCGGAAAGCGCAGAUUCAAAAGCUUCUUUCUCACCAAAAGCAUACAAUCUCAGAAAAAGACCUUGAAGAGUUGAUCCAGUUGACAGAUUCAUUUUCUGGAUCCGACAUCACGGCUUUGGCUAAAGAUGCAGCCAUGGGACCUUUACGAGAACUCGGAGACAAGCUCCUGCUUACCUCCAAGAACGAAAUUCGGCCCGUCUGUUUAAAGGACUUCAUCAACUCUGUUAAUUACAUCAGACCAAGUGUUUCUAAGCAAGGCCUGAGAGAGUUUGAGGAAUGGGCAAAGUUGUACGGAUCGUCAGGAGUUUGA